Messenger RNA from Oncorhynchus tshawytscha (Chinook salmon), 7559 nucleotides. It is a transcript of the gene elf1, whose product is annotated as E74-like ETS transcription factor 1. NCBI's taxonomy places the organism in Eukaryota, Metazoa, Chordata, Actinopteri, Salmoniformes, Salmonidae. Gene Ontology annotation, biological process: cell differentiation; regulation of transcription by RNA polymerase II. The coding region runs from base 1573 to 3531 and encodes 652 amino acids. Gene Ontology annotation, molecular function: DNA-binding transcription factor activity, RNA polymerase II-specific; sequence-specific DNA binding. The record is from RefSeq and is a predicted model, not a curated record. Gene Ontology annotation, cellular component: nucleus. The transcript is spliced from 9 exons.
GUGUGUGUGUGUGUGUGUGUGUGUGUGUGUGUGUGUGUGUGUGUGUGUGUGUGUGUGUGUGUGUGUGUGAGACAGAGAGUUGGCGGGGGCGGUGGUAUUUCACAAUCACACAUCUGCUACCAUGGAGCAGAGUUAAAAAAAGUCCAUCUGAGGGCCAUUGGACUUGGAAUUAGCUUCACAGGGCCAUGUCUUAGCAGUAGUUUCCACUUCAUUUUAACUUAAAGGGGUACUAUGUUAGCGUUUAGGCAGCUGUUGCUUAGGAGAUAGAGGGAGGUUUCUGUGCAACUUUGGGAUGCUGGAUGGAGCUGAAAGUGGUUUUUGCUAUUCUAGUCUGGUCAUGUACCAAAUUGUUACCUCACAGCAGCCAAAACAACGGGAGAGUCUUCAAAACAAAGCAAUUCAAAUAUUUCUGAGAGAGGAGAAUUGUCAAUGCACAGUAAGAGGCAGCUGAGCUGAGGCAGAAAGAUGCAUACUUUCAUUGUCUCUGUCUUUUCCAUUUCAACCCAUUGUGUCACCCAAACACAUAAGGUACUAAAAGCCCAGAGAGAGACUUAACCGGCUAAAAACCACCUAGGCUCAUAUGACAUAUGUCAAAACCAUUAGAUAUUCAAUUAACUUCAUAAAUAAACCUCAAACUUUCUUUUGACGUGUCUCGAGAAGCAGGGAACUAAUUCUUGGACCAAGGACAAGUGUAAAGAUUCUUCAACAACAGAGUCAUCCGUCUACACCCACAUUUUGCAAUCAUGUUAGUUCACAACUGGAUCCUGUUAAUAGCUAAUAAUUUCACCUCAGUGUGCAUGAACCAGAUCCGUGAUGGGGUCAAUGAUGAUGAACAAACAACCAUCUCCCAUGUGAGAUUUGCAUCGUUGCUCUUCAAUAUCAUUCUUUGUGUUUGAUCACAGAUGACCAAUAGGCACCUUUCCAGUUUCUGGAUUCUAAUCAUUCUUGCUAUUCUGUGAACAGGUAAAAUGGCCCGAAUUUACAUUUUAUUGAGUAGACUCUUGUAGCACUCAUGUAGCUGCUAGCUUUACUCGAGAUAUAAGGGGGCAGAUGUAUUUUUUUGCCCCUUUCUGCAAUUUCCUGUCCUGUUUUCACAAGUCAAAUGGCUCUUCCUAUCUGUGGCGUGUGGCCUGUUGCCACAUAAUAGAAACAGAUUGCUGGUGGUGGGGUAGUUCUGAAAAAUGUUCUCAAGACCACACCAUGACUAUCAUUCAGAAUCCAUGCUUUGGACGGUGGGCUAUUUACCUCAGGCAGGUGUAGAUGCUCCAGACGCAGCAGGCCCCAGGAAGAGGCUGCCUCCAUCCAUCUGUGCGGCUCUUCUCUAAUUCCUGGGUCUCUCAGUCUCACUUUGCACCACACCUUAACAGGGACCACAGAGAAAAGAAACAGGAGUGAGGAGGCCACUGGAGAUUCUCAAGAAGGGAAGCCAUUUUCUUUUGACCCUCAGUAUCACUGACCUUUCAACCUUUGGUUCAAUCUGGUGGUUUCCUUGUGAUUGGACACUCCCUAGAGGGGUAGGAAAUCACCCUCCCCGUCUGUCCGUCUGCGUCCUACCUUCGGACCUCCAUCACUAUGGCGACCUCGGUGCAGCCCAACGAGUUGGUGUUUGAGUUCGCUAGCAAUGGGAUGGAUGAGAUAAACCAGGCCUCUCUGUGUGUCCAGCUGGAUGAUCCGUCCGUGUUCCCAGCAGUCAUCGUGGAACAGGUGCCCGCUGCUGACCUCAUGCAGGUCUACUCGGGCAUGGAGUCGGACGAGGUGACCAACGGCAUUAUGGUGGACAACACUGUACAUGUGAUGGAGGAGCCCAUUAUGGUCGGAGACGUGGGCCUUUCAGUAGAAAGGACGGUAUCGGGUACAGAGGAUAACAUGGAGACCAAUGAGGCUGCGGCAGCCCUUCUUAACAUGGAGUCUCCAAACAACAUUCUGGAUGAGAAACGCAUGAUUCAUACGUACGGGACCAUGUUGGAGUCUGACUACACCUACAUCCACCUGCGGCCGGAGCCCAACGGCUGCAUGGAUGUAUCGCUGGACGAUGAAACAUCCUCCAUGGACGAGAUCCCUCAGAAGAGCGUGUCCAAACCACAGAGGAAAACCAAAAUGCGCAAGCCCCGGCCGGUGCGCCCCUGCUCCCCCAUUACCACUCCCAACCUACCACUCAAGAAGAAGAGCAAGGAGGGCAAAGGGAACACCAUCUACCUAUGGGAGUUCCUUCUGGCCCUGUUGCAGGACAAGAACACCUGUCCCAAGUACAUCAAGUGGACACAGAGGGAGAAGGGCAUCUUUAAGCUGGUGGACUCCAAGGCCGUGUCCAAACUGUGGGGCAAACACAAGAACAAACCUGACAUGAACUAUGAAACCAUGGGCAGGGCACUCAGGUAUUACUACCAGCGUGGUAUCCUGGCUAAGGUGGAGGGUCAGCGGCUGGUCUACCAGUUUAAAGACAUGCCUCCCGAUCUAGUGGUGAUUGACGACGAGGACCCAUGCCCCGACCUCACCUCUGGCUACGGGGGCCAGCGCCCCAGCCACCACGGCCGGGGAGGCUCCAGAGGGGGGCAGGGUAAAAUCCAUGCCCAUGGGCACCGUCCUAUAUCGGUAAAACAAGUGAAGAGAGAGCCCAUUGAUAUGGAUGGAGGGCUGUACCAUGAGGUCAAUGGUAAACAGGCAGAACACAUGAUCCAGACGGUCCACGUGCUGCAGCCCAACCAGAGGGCGGCUGUGCCGGCCUCCACACACACUUUGAGGACCAUCAACAUGCCUAACUCCGUCCCCAUGGUCCUGACGUCUUCUGGCCAGCUGCAGCCCCUCCUGUCCAACGGUGACUCGUCCAGCCACUCCUCCCAGCCCAGGGUCAUCCUCCAAACCGUCCCUUCUACCACGGCGGGGGGCAAGGAUGUCCUCACCAUUCAGACGGCCUCCCUGGCCACCGGGAUGGGCAGCCUCCAGGAUCACCAUCAGCACCCCCAGUUCCUUGUCACCAGCCUGGGCUCCACUACCACCACAGGGGUCCUCAGCUCCACCACUGCCUCCCUCAACGGCCUUCCCCGCAUGGUCACUCUCAACACGGCCACCGGUCAGACCAUGGUGGCCCAGCAGCCGGGGACCGUCAUUGCUACGGUCCUCAAGUCCUCCAGCGGUGGCGAGCUCCUCCAUGGCCUGCACGGCAUCAAGGAGGAGAUGCUGGACCCCUACUACCUGCAGUCAUUGGUUAAUGGAGACCCGUCGUUUGGCAAGGAGGAGAUGGAGGCAGGGGAAGCAGAGCUUACCUACAGGACUGUGAUCAUCGGGAAGAACCAAAGCCUUGGAUCGAACCAGGGGGAGACUGGAAGCGAGUCUCCAGUGAACGGAUACUUUUCCCAGGGAAGCAGCCCCAGUGAGGGCCUGACCCCCGUGGAGGAGCUAGAGGUGCGCGGGGAGAUGGCCCUGCAACCGGAGCACAUGGUGGGGGUCAAGGGGCUCCAGGAGCUGCCAGAGAUCACUGUCCACCUCCCAGCCUCCUUCAUCCAGAUCAAGGCAGAACCCACAGAGGUCUAGUAGACCAAAAGCUGACCUUUAUUGUCAUGAGUCUUGUCCUGGAGGCAGAACUGAGUGAUUUCCACUAGAUGAUGAUUGAUCAUCGUAAAAAUUAAGGAAGACAAAAGUGAGCUUUUUGAUCUUAAUGUAGGGUUAGGCAUUAGGAUUAGCAGUGUGGUUAAGGUUAGGUUUUUUAUUUGACCUUUAUUUGAACAGGGAGUCACCAUUGAGACCAGGGUUUCUUUCACAAGGGAGCCAUGCACAUACUAUUCAUAAGACAAAAUCGAAUUGAAAUCAGAUACAAUGUAAAACAAACUAAAAUACAGCACAACACAAAUAUUCUUAAAUUCCUUAGUAGGAAGUUCCCCAAUUAGUAUUUGCAAUUGCUCGAGCGGCAGUACAACAUCCAAUUGUAAUGUAUUGUAAAAUUGGUUCCAGCAAUGAGGUGUAUUAAAACUAAAAGAGGAUUUACUUAGUUCUGUGGAGACCACAAGGAACCUCAAGAGUUUGGUAUCUCCUGACGGCAUUCACAGGUUUAAGAGUAGUGGCUGCGGCAAUCUGGUAAAUGGUGUCACCAUAGUCAAGAACUGGUAGGACAGUUGACUGUACAAUCUGCUUCCUGCUAUUUAGGGAUAGGCAAGAUCGAGUUAGAAAAAGAAGCCCACUUUAAACCACUUUUUUAAACUAUCUCAUUCUUAUGUUUUUGUCAAUCCAAAUGUCCAGAUAUUUAUUGUCGGGAUUCCGAUCGAUGGGAGAACCAUCCAAUGGAUAACUGUAGUCCAUCAGGUUAAGGUUAGGUUUCAAAUCUGAUUUUACGACUUUGUGGCUGUUCCAGCUAGUGCCCACUCUGCAGAGCUGCCUCCAGGGCAAGAUUCAUGACAAUAAAUGCCAACCUGCUAAUAGGCCUGGACUCUCCAUCAAAGUUGGACUAUGAAAUCAACAUAAAGAAAGACUGCCCAAAGGGCAAUUCCACCACUUUUCAACCUCAUUUUCAUUGUCUCCAGUAAAAUACCAUUGUCUACAUAUGUGAAAAUGGCGCAUUUGUACGUUUUGUCGAAACAUAUAUAAAGUUAAAAAGUUCUACCCAACAUCAUCAAAAGAUGAUCAUAGAAACACGCUGUUUUCACAUAUGUAGACACUGGUAUGGUGCUGGAGAUAAUGAAUAUGAGGUUGAAAAGUGGUGCAAUUGCUUUUUAACAAAGUUUCCUUGUUCUUAUCCUGUUGAUAAUCUUAUUUUGAAAAGCAAUGGAUUUUUAAAUGUGGAGCGACAAACAGAGACCAAACGUUGGCCCCUGCAGGAUGUUUUUGCUUACUCACUGUUGUGAUCCCGUGCCCAAAUUUCAACACCAAGGGAUUGUUUUGUGAUGUGUUGUUGAAGGCUCCAUAGUUCGAAAGGCCCUCACUCGGAUCAAUCUACCUACCUACCUACCUUGCUACUGUCAGUAGACCCGCCCCCUUCCCAAACCUGUCCCCACCAGGAGAACAGCCAUUGGAUAACCAGGGAUCUACCCCACCACAUGUGCCAGUUAGAUUAGUAAAUGUUCUACCUACCAGUACAUCUCAUCAGACUUGUGUCAAUGCUAACAGACAAAAACAGCAAACCAAAAACAGGAGAUGGGAACUCAUGUGGGAGAAUGCAAUGAAAUCAGACUUGAUGAGCAGAAAAUGUGUCAUUUCUACAUGCCGUCUCCACUUUUUUUUUAAGGAAGAAUGAUGGAAACGCACCUUACUGACCUUUAAUGGAAGAGUGCCUUAUACGUAAAGGUAAAACAGUUCAAACUCUUGACUGGAAAAGUCUUAGGGGGGGAAAAAAUGACGGUUCAGAUUGUUUUGACUCAAACGUUUGUGACUUAUCCGGAGUUUCCUCCAUAUCCCCCCAUAUUAUAAGUUGUCGAUAAGGUGUGCUUUCCCCUCCAUUACUCAUCGCCUUACAGCAAUGUGUUACUAUGGAAAUGGGCAUUUCCUGUCCCCUUGGACAGUCCAAUCACAAACCUGUUUGUAUAUAGCUGCAGACUUGAUGCAGGGAGAGAGAGAGAGAGAGAGCGAGAGAAAAUACGGAGGAAAAAUAAAAUAGAUUUUACUAGCCUCCUAUCUUCCCAUUAAGGCCUUUAAUCCUGUUUAUAUGAAAUGGAAUAUAUAUAAAUAUAUAUAAAGUAAUAAUAUACUAUUGAGAUUCAAUUUAAGGCCACAAAUGUAUUUAUUUUGUGAAUUUCUAAAUUCUGUAUAAAAAGACACAUUUGUUUGUUAUUUACAUAUGGAAAACACGAGGGAUAAUAUACAAAGUAUAUGAAAUCAAACAACAGGAAGCUCAUAUGUCGGUGAAUUUUUUUCUCCAAAAAGCUGAUAUGUUUUUUUAAGCAUUCCUUAUAAAUCAGCACAGCAUUGAUGAUGAUAGUUUCUCUGUUUUGGACUCAAAGUGGUUUGCCCCGACGCAAAUGAUGGUCUCUAUAAACAUCUCUGUCCUGUGUCAUUUAAACAUUGUGUUGUAUGUGCUUUGGUUCUUCUUCCCUUUGUACAGCGGACACACCUCUAGCCUUAUUCAACAGUCAAGCAGUAGAGAUCAGUUGGAUAGAUUCACACACCCCUGUCCAGUUAAUUUGGUAAUUUGUUCUCAAUCAGGUCCUCUGUGACCUCUCCUAACCCAGUUAUUUUGUGAUGCAAAUUGUGACUCAACACUGGUGUUUUCCUCCCUACUUCUAUGCAUUUACAAUUCUGGUGCUGCGCUCCUAGCUCUUGGUCUUUGGUCAGACUGGUGUCUGUGCUCUUUUUAUUGGGUGUCCCAGUUUUGUUAAGGACCUGAGACGUCAGGGUCUCUGAAUGGCUGUGAUAGCCUGCAGAUGCUAGUGUAAGUAAACCAAUAUUUAUCUUGAGCGCUAUCAUGGCUAGAUUACUUUACUUUAUUUUUUCCACUUGAGCUGGAGUGAGCAACAGACCGUCUGAACUCUAGCUCAGCAUCUGAGGACAAGCUUUAAUGCUAAUUUCAGGGGAAAUGGAGAGUCUGUGACGUGACUUCCGCUUUUGGACAUUAACACGGUGACACUCCAUCUUAACUCCUCCACAUUUACGGAUUUGUUUCAACAGUGCAGAAGAGAACCUCCCAUCAUUUUUUCCCUUCUCAACAGGUCCAGAAAGAAACGUCGCUCAGGCAUUUAUUUUACGCCUGCUUCAUUAGGUUAUGCUACUUUAGGUUAUGCUACUUUUUAGAACUUGUGCCCAGGCAUCAGUUUUAUGUCAACCAAAGGGCUCUCUGUGUUGACAAUCUGAAUGUUGUACAGUACAAAGUUAUGAAAAGUUGUGACAAUCAAUGCUCUCUAGGGUUACAAAAAGUACCAAAACAGUCUUUGGUGUUGAUAAUUGACUGCAAUGAUCUCUGUGGGUGGGGUUGACUGGAUUUUCCUGCUUACAGACGCUUAUGUUGUAUAUACAGGUAUUUUCCUUUUUAAGCACUGUUGUAUGUGAGAUGUUGGCGUCUGUCUGCGCUGUCUGUCCGAUCAUUCCGUUUUCCUUUGUCUUGGGUUUUCUGUGGUUUCCUCCUAUGCUGAAACUAGAUUAGAUUUUUUUUAAGAAAGAAUAUUCAGGCCCAGUGCAGUCAAAGCGUUAUUUUCCUGUGUUUUAUAUAUAUUUCCACACUAUGUGGUUGGAAUAAUACUGUGAAAUUUUGAAAAUGAUGAUAAUGCCCUUUUAGUGUAAGAGGUGUUUGAAAAGACCACCUGAAAUUUCUGCCUGUUUUGGUGGGAUAGAGUUUCGGCCUGCCUGAUAACAUCACCAGACAGUAAAUUAGUUAAUAGACCAAUAAGCAAGAGUUCCAAUCCUCUCUGCCAAUAACAGCUAGUUUUCAGUUUUCCCCUCCCCACCCAGGACACUCCCAGACAGUCCUAUCAACAUUCUUGCUUGAGAAAUUGCUCUUUGCUAAGAAUCUAUUUUUGUUUCUUUUUGACCAUUGUAAACAAUCCCAGUAAGGUACUUAAAUGUUACCCAGAAAUGAUUUGAUGUUGAGAUGAAAACGACUGCAAUGGACCUUUAUAAUAAUAAAACACAUUUUGCUUAUA